AAAGGACAAAAGAACGAAAAAGAACAACAAUUGAAUACUGCAAAAUUCAAAGCAUCAUCACAGAAACCACCACCACCUCUCUUACACAAACCACCACCUGUUGAUCACCACCAUUAAAUUAUCUCUCACGCACAUAUUCAUGAUCUUCAUCACAACCAUUUUUCAAUUAUUAUUAUUUCCUCUCAAACCCAAAUCCAUCAUCUUUUCAAAAUGGGCCAAAACAACCCAAAUCCCCAUCAUCAUGGCCUAAUCAUCGGCAACUACUGUCACGACAUCUUGUUCAAAGACAACCUUGUACUAGCCGAAACCUUAGGCGGCGCUGUCUCCUUCAUUUCACGUGUCCUCGACAACCUUAACAUCUCCGCUGAUUACAUUUCAAAAGUUGGUAACGAUUUCGACUACUUUAAUAUAACCAAUAUUCACCCCCCAAUUAUAUCUUCUUGUUCUAAAACUACUGUUUUCCAUGCUUAUUUUUUAUCUGACGACCCGUUAGAGAUCCGUCGCGAAGACCGGGUUCUCAAACGGGUCGUCUCGGGUGACCCGAUUCACCCAUCUGAUUUCGGUAAUAAUGAAAAUUGUAGUUUUUUAUUUGGAAUAGCUGCCGGGGUAGCCGGAGAAGUGACGUCAGAAAGUUUGGAAAAAAUGCUUGAUAUUUGUGAUAUAGUUAUUGUAGAUAUACAAGCACUAAUAAGAAAAUUCGACGAAAUGGAUGGAACAGUAAAAUUAGUUAGUUUAAAAGAAAGUGGUUUUUAUCAUUUAGUUAAACGAAUCGGGUUCUUAAAAGCUUCGGCUGAAGAAGCGCCGUAUAUGGAUAUUGAGGAAGUGAGGAAAAAUUGUUGUGUAGUUGUGACUAGUGGAAAAGAUGGGUGUAGUUUGUAUUGGAAAGAUGGGGAGAUGCAAAUUGAACCGUUUAGAACGGUUCAAGUUGACCCGACUGGGGCAGGGGAUAGUUUUUUGGGUGGGUUGGUUGCUGGGUUAGUUGAAGGGCUUUCGGUCCCUGAUGCAGCUUUGGUUGGGAACUUUUUUGGGUCGUUGACGGUUGGGCAAAUUGGGUUGCCUGAAUUUGAUUCGAGGUUAAUGCAGAAAGUGAAGGAAGAGUUACAGAGGAGGAAAAUUCAGUGCAGUGGGCAUGACGAGGAAUCAAAGUAUACAAAGCCGAGGGGUCAUGAACAGUUUAUUGCAUCACUGCAUUCUGCUAGAAUAGCAACAGCACUAACAAUUUCUCCUAACAUAGCAGAUCAAACUCUUGAUCCUGACUCUGGGUAUGCUAGUCGGCAGAUGUUGUUUCUUAAAAAUAGUCUCUAUGAAGAACCAAUCAAGUCAACUGACGUUAAGCCUUGACUUCCGAACCCCCUUUAACUAUUAUCUAAUGAACAGAAUUGUAUCUAUGAAUAAUGAAGUCUCACGAUGGUUGUAGCUGGAAUUUUAUGGUUCA
Molecule: messenger RNA, 1435 nt
Organism: Erigeron canadensis
Lineage: Eukaryota; Viridiplantae; Streptophyta; Magnoliopsida; Asterales; Asteraceae
Product: inositol 3-kinase
Exons: 2
Coding region: 211-1341 (376 amino acids)
Biological process (GO): myo-inositol hexakisphosphate biosynthetic process
Molecular function (GO): kinase activity
Source: RefSeq, a predicted model, not a curated record